CUUGCGAUUACGUGGCCAUAGAAUUGCUUACUCCAUUGCAUGUGGAAAAUCUGUUUGAUGAAGUGAAGUCACGCGUUUCACACUGGCCCUUGUUGUCGUUUUGGUGCUUUGACGCAUUUCAAUUUGAAUGCGUAUGAAGAGGUGGCUUUUGUCUUGCAAUUGUACAAGUUCUCUGUCGGAAAUCCUAGCCCUUCUUUACAAGGAAGGCUAUGUACAUCCAAUGAAUCCAGCAAGUGUAUCUUAAAAAAUAAUUAUGAAUAAAUGGAAUUCACCGAACGAAUAAUUUUCAUCAUAUAAGGUCGAACUUGCUUGCUUGAUUCAUGUGUCAAAACCAUUUUCUAAAAAUGGGUUCCAUAGGAAACCUUUGGUUUCUUGCUCUUGUCCUCCUCUCAACCCUCUCACUGCUUUCAGCCACUGGCAAGAAAACUUACAUAGUCCAUAUGAAUCAUAACUUGAAGCCUCUCUCACAUGCCACCCACCAUCAUUGGUAUCAAUCACUCACCUCCACCUCUGAUUCCAUCCUCUACACCUACACCGCUGCAUUUCCUGGCUUCGCUGCCUAUCUCGACCCUGAAGAAGCCGACUCUCUUAAGAAAAUGGAUUCUGUCCUCAAUGUUUUCGAAAGUAGACUCCGUUCCCUCCACACCACCCGCAGCCCAGAAUUUCUUGGUAUCCAUUCCAACUUCGGCUUGGGUGAUGGUCGUCAAUUUCAAGAAAUCGAACAAGCUGCUCACAAUGUCAUUAUCGGAUUUGUUGAUACUGGCGUGUGGCCAGAGUCUAAAAGUUUUGACGACACGGGCUUGCCGGAGAUCCCAAAACGAUGGAAAGGAAAGUGCUUAUCUGCGAAGGAUUUCAAUCCAAAACUCUGCAAUAAAAAGUUAAUUGGUGCACGUUAUUUCUUAAAAGGACUCGAGAAGGAAGCUCCUGGUGAGGAGCCUCUCUCACCUCUGGACUAUAAUGGGCAUGGAACGCACACCGCUUCCACAGCUGCAGGGUCCCCUGUGGCGAAUGUGAGUGUUGGACGUUAUGGUAGUGGCACCGUCAGGGGAAUGGCUGUACGUGCCCGGGUGGCAAUCUAUAAAGCAUGCGGAAAUAGAGGUUGUGCGGAUGCUGAUACUUUAGCGGCAAUUGAUAGAGCCAUUUUAGAUGGCGUGGAUGUGAUCUCUAUGUCAUUUGGAAAUGACACUGGCGUUCCAUAUCAUGAAGACACGAAUGCUCUUGGCGCAUUCCAUGCAAUGCAACAUGGGGUUUUUGUCUCUGCUGCUGGUGGCAAUUCAGGAUAUAGGAGAUCCCUCAUGGGAAACAUGGCUCCAUGGAUGUUGACAGUCGGUGCUGGGAGUAUAGACAGGGACUUUCCCGCUUAUAUUUUGCUUGGAAACAAACAGCUAUUCAGAGGUAUAUCUAUCUAUGAUGGACCAAGAAUGGGGAAGAAGCUAGUGGGAUUAGUUUACAAUAAGGGAAACAAUAGUUUGAGCAAUUACUGUUCGAAGGGUACAGUUGAACCAGCAUUGGUGCGUGGGAAGGUGGUGAUAUGCGAUGCAGGAGAAUCGACAUCUGUAGAGAACGGUCUAAGAGUGCGCAAGGCUGGUGGGGUUGGGAUGAUAGUAGUGAACCCAUUUGCUCUCAAGGAACUGUCAGUUGAAAAUGAUUUGGUGCCCACAGUGGCAAUAGGGACCAAAGUGGGCAAUUUAAUCAAAGAGUAUGAGAAGACUAAUCCAAAUCCCAAGGUCAUACUUGGGUUUGGUGGGGUGCAGGUAAACGUAAAGCCGUCACCGAUGGUGGCUGAGUUUAGUUGUCGAGGGCCAAAUCCAGUGACGCCACAGAUCCUGAAGCCAGACAUUAUAGCUCCUGGAGUUAACAUCAUGGCUGCAUGGCCUGAAGCCGUAAGUCCUUCUCGUUUAAAGAUGGACAAGAGAACCGUUAAGUUUAACUAUAUGACAGGCACAUCCAUGGCAUGUCCACAUGCAAGUGGAAUAGCUGCAUUGAUCAAAGCAGCACAUCCAAGUUGGAGCAUAAGUGCAAUAAAAUCUGCGAUGAUGACUACUGCUUACAACUUAGAUAACACAAAUUUCCCAAUAAGAGAUGUUGCAACAGGUAAACGAGCCAACCCAUGGGAUUUUGGCUCUGGUCAUGUGAACCCAGCAAAAGCUUUCUCUCCAGGCCUUAUCUAUGAUAUCUCUAAACAAGACUAUGCAAAGUUCUUCUGUUCUUUGAACUACCCACUUGACCAAGUCAAACUAAACAUCGAUUGCUCAGAAAAGUUUGCUGAUAUUGGUCAGCUUAAUUACCCAUCCUUUUCAGUCUUCUUUACUGGAAAUAGGACGAUGGUUCAGUAUUCUCGUGAGUUGACCAAUGUAGGCCCUGCUAAUUCUAUAUAUGGAGUUACUGUAGAUGCACCACCUUCUGUUGCUGUGACUGUGAACCCAAGAAGGUUGGUUUUUAGAAGGGUUGGAGAAAAACACAAGUAUACAGUAACAUUUACAGACAAAAGUGACAAGAAGUCUAAUGUUCAGGCUACGUUUGGUUGGAUUAUGUGGAGCAAUAAUGAUUACAAAGUUAGAAGUCCUGUAGCAUUUGCAUGGCCGUGAAUCAGUUGUGACGAGGUGAACUUUUGUCGAUGGAAAAAGAAUAAGAGAGUUCAAGAUAGAUGUGGCUUGAAUAGUUGUAAAACCAAAUAAUAAAACGUUAAGCUAGACUCUCUUUCUCUUG
Molecule: messenger RNA, 2709 nt
Organism: Manihot esculenta (cassava)
Lineage: Eukaryota; Viridiplantae; Streptophyta; Magnoliopsida; Malpighiales; Euphorbiaceae
Product: subtilisin-like protease SBT1.8
Exons: 2
Coding region: 321-2588 (755 amino acids)
Biological process (GO): proteolysis
Molecular function (GO): serine-type endopeptidase activity
Source: RefSeq, a predicted model, not a curated record